CGUCAAGCCAGUGUGUAUCGAGACGUGGGAGGGGGAGGACGUGCUGCCAUCGCUCCUCUUCGUCUCUCCCUUACCAGUGUUGUGUUCAUAAAGGGAGGUUAAGGAAAGGGUAAAAGGGGGUUUGAAAAGGGCGCUCCCCCCUCCCCUCCUCUCCCUCCCUUUCUUCUCCCUUCCCCAACCUGGACUUAUGCUCCCUGGCUGACGAAAGGGUGUGCGCGGCGGCGGCCCCGGGAGAUGCCCCGCCCCCGCCGCCCGUGACGCCGCCCGCCACGCUGCCUCCCCGGCGGGGGCGGCGCCCCGGGCAUGGUGAGGAGGUGCUGCGGCCCGCGGCACUGAUGCCACCAGGACCCCGCGACGCUUCUAUGCUCAAACACAUGCUGACCGUGGCGGGGCGACAGGCGGCGGGGGGCGGGGCGGCAACUCUGGAGGGGCGGCGCUCCCUGGGAGGCGGGGCCAGUCAAGGGCCGAGCGGGGCCACGCUGCCGGGCCUGCACCACCACCACCUCCACCUCCAGCAGCAGCAGCAGCAGCACCUGGCCUCGCCGCCGCCACAGCAGGUGCUCAGUGUCAAGGUGAACGGCGCGGCGGGCGGGCGCCACCACCCUGCCCUCAACAUGAGCUCCCUGUCCUCGUCCAAGCACUCGGUGGGCGGCAACUCGGGGUCGGGCAGCCCCGGCACCACCACGGUCACCCGCACCACGGGCCUCGACCACUCCCGCGACCACUCCCACCUGACGGACCUGUCGCACAUCUCCCACCUGUCGCCCAUCCCCCCCGCGGACGUGUCCAAGGCCACGCUGGCCAGCAAGCAGCGCGCCGCGGGGCUGCUGCCGCGCUUCAUCACCCUCACCCGCGCCUCGGCCUCGCGCGGCGCCCUCACCUCGCUGGGGCUGCUGUGCCUCACCUCGCUGCUGCUGGCGCUGCUGGCGCUCACCUUCCUGGUGGAGCUCACGCCGCUCGCCGCGGACGCCGACAGCGUGCAGGAGGUGACGCUGGCCCUGGCCGCCCUCACGCUGUCCCUGGACCUCAGCUGCCUCCUCAUCUGCGCCGCGCAGUUCAUCUUCGCCAUCAAGCUGGCCAAGUCCCCCAACGGCGAGGAGCGCAUGAGCAAGUACCUCAGGCAGUCCUCGGUGUCCCGCGUGUGUGCCGUGGGGGGGUUCUUCGUCUCCGUCCCUAUCUUCCUCACAGGCGUUAUCCUGUACACCUUCAUCCACUUCCAGUCCACGCCCGCCAUCCUCACCUCGGUCUUCAUCGGCGUGGGCAUCAUCUUCUGCGGGUGUGCCAUGAUCCACAAUGUCUUUAUAUGGCAAAAGGAGAAGACAAAGGGGGUGGCGCAGCAGAACAUCCAGCAGGCGGUGUGUCAGGACGGGAGGCUGCGGGACAUCAACUCCUCGCCUCUCCCCAACGCCACACUGGACCUCUCCGGCGUGGCCCCUCCGCAUGAGCUCUCAACGCUGGUCUGAGGAAGGACAAGCUCUACUCUGCUCCUCCGAUGUUGCUCACGGCAGUUACUCGUGGCUAGAACUUCCGUACGGGCUAUCAACGUUGGACUCACGGCAUUUACUCGUGGCUAGAACCUCCGUACGGGCUGUCAACGUUGGACUCACGGCAGAACUCGUGGCUACAACCUCCGUACGGGCUGUUAACGUUGGGCUCACGGCAGAACUCGUGGCUACAACCUCCGUACGGGCUGUUAACGUUGGACUCACGGCAUUUACUCGUGACUAGAACCUCCGUACGGGCUAUCAACGUUGGACUCACGGCAUUUACUCGUGCCUAGAACCUCCGUACGGGCUAUCAACGUUGGACUCACGGCAGAACUCGUGGCUAGAACCUCCGAACGUUGGUGUGAUGUCCCUCCAAGCUGUUCAAUCUUGCUCACGGUAGAACCCGCGGCCAGGACCUCCAUACGCCUGUCAACAUUGGUCUGAGUCUGCUGGUCAUGUUUCUGCCUCCGCCUCCUUCUCCUCCUAUUCCUCCUCCUCCCUAGUGAUUCGUACACCAGGGAAGGAAGGAAAGGGAGAUGCCUCGGGGAAAUGAAGGAAGGAAGGAAGGGAAGAAAACUUGGAAGACGAAAUGAAGGAAGAGAAGGAAGGGAAGAAAACUUGGAAGACGAAAUGAAGGAAGAGAAGGAAGGGAAGAAAACUUGGAAGACAAAAUAAAGGAAGGAAGAAAGGAAGGGAAGAUAACUUGGAAGACGAAAUGAAGGAAGAGAAGGAAGGGAAGAAAACUUGGAAGACGAAAUGAAGGAAGGGAAGAAAACUUGGAAGACGAAAUGAAGGAAGGAAGGGAAGAAAACUUGGAAGACGAAAUGAAGGAAGGAAGGAAGAAAACUUGGAAGACGAAAUGAAGGAAGGAAGGAAGGGAAGAAAACUUGGAAGACGAAAUGAAGGAAGGAAGGAAGGGAAGAAAACUUGGAAGACGAAAUGAAGGAAGGAAGGAAGGGAAGAAAACUUGGAAGACAAAAGGAAGGAAGGAAGGGAAGGAAAGAAAACUUGGAAGUCAAAAUGAAGGAAGGAAGGGAAGGAAAGAAAACUUGGAAGACAAAAUGAAGGAAGGAAGGAUUGAAAGCGAACAACAGAGGAGAGAGAGGAAAAAAGAAUAGAUACGAGAGGGAAAGAGAAGAGAAGGAGAAAAAACGGAUGGCGAGCGAUCAGGCGAAGAAGAAGAAGAAGAUGGAGGAAGAAAAAGGAAAAUGAGGAAGGCGAGGAUGAUCACGUGACUCGAGUUGACGAUGAAAAGCAAAAAGAAAAAAAUAUGAAACAAAUAGAUUAAUAAAACAAAUGACGGUGAACGAAAGUGGACAUUAACGAGGAUAUAUACUUUGUGAAAAAAUGGAACGAUAUACGAAAUACUUGACUCCCGAUUAUCCAAAGAAUGCAGGAAAAUAAAAUAGGUGAGUAAUGAACGCUAGACAAUUGUAGCUGAUGAAUGAAUGUAUGUAAGUGAAUUAGGAAAAAAUGAAGAAAAAUAACUGUAGUAGAUAACGGUGAGGAAAAUUAAUAUAAGUGGAGAAAAUUAAUAUAACUGAAGACACGUUGAAAAAAAUUAAUAUAAGUGAAAAAGACAAUGAAGAAAACUUAUAUAAGUGAAGAAACUAUGAAGAAAAUUAAUAUAAGUGAAAAAGACAAUGAAGAAAACUAAUGUAAGUGAAGAAACUAUGAAGAAAAUUAAUAUAAGUGAAAAAGACAAUGAAGAAAACUGAUAUAAGUGAAGAAACUAUGAAGAAAAUUAAUAUAAGUGAAAAAGACAAUGAAGAAAACUGAUAUAAGUGAAGAAACUUUGAAGAAAAUUAAUAUAAGUGAAAAAGACAAUGAAGAAAACUAAUAUAAGUGAAGAAACGAUGAAGAAAAUUAAUAUAAGUGAAGAAAAGUGAAUAUGAGUGAAGAAAAUCAUCAACGAAAUGAAUAUAGGUGAAGACACAAAGAAGAAAAUGAAUAUGAGUAAUGAAAACAAUGAAGAAAAUGAAUAGAAGUGGAAAAAAUGAAGAAAAUAACUAUAACUGAAGAAAAAUUAAGAAAAUUAAUAGAAGUGAAGAAACAAUGAAAAAGAAAAUGAAUACAAGUGAAGAAACAAAGAAGAAAAUAACAAUAAUAAAUGACAAUGAAGAAAAUAAGUGAAGAAAAAAGAGAAAAAAAUACAAGUGAAGAAAAUGAACGUAAAUGACAACACACACUUUUUUUUCUUCUUAUGAUCCAAAGAUACCGUAAAAAAACGACAAGACAGAACAAAAAAACAAAACAAAGAAGAAAACAAACAAACACCAAGGCACUGAGAACAAACAAACAAACAAACAAACAAACAGGGAUCGAGGAGGAGGCGAAGUGAAGUAAGAAAAAAAGAAAAGAAGAAAAAUAACAUUGUUGCUCAGUGUAUGUGUGUGUGUGUGUGUGUGUGUGUGUGUGUGUGUGUGUGUGUGUGUGUGUGUUUAGUGACAUAUGAAGUGUCUCUUAUUUUUAAACCUCAUAGGAAGACGAACUGAAGGAAAGGAACAAUGAUGAAACGCGUGUGUGUGUGUGCGUGUGUGUGUGUGUGUGUGUGUGUGUGUGUGUGUGUGUGUGUGUGUGUGUGUGUGUGUGUGUGUGUAUACCAUAUGUGUCUGUUUCCGGAAAGUGGGUCAUUUUUAGCACCAAAGGUUAAACAUUUAUAACUGCCAGUCCAUCAUAUCAUACUCUUACCCGUGCACCAAGGAGAGAGAGAGAGAGAGAGAGAGCGGAAUGAAUGUAUGAAUGAAUGAAUUGGAAUGAAAAGCAAGAUGAAUAAGAGAGAGAAAGAGCGGAAUGAAAUGUAUGAAUGAAUGAAUUGGAAUGAAAAAGAAGAUGAAUAAGAGAGAGAGAGAGAGAGAGAGAGAGAGAGAGAGAGAGAGAGAGAGAGAGAGAGAGAGAGAGAGAGAGAGAGAGA
Eriocheir sinensis (Chinese mitten crab) is the source of this 4401-nucleotide messenger RNA. RefSeq lists its product as uncharacterized. The transcript has 5 exons. The record is from RefSeq and is a predicted model, not a curated record. Bases 336 to 1463 code for a protein of 375 amino acids. Lineage: Eukaryota; Metazoa; Arthropoda; Malacostraca; Decapoda; Varunidae.